Melospiza melodia melodia is the source of this 3706-nucleotide messenger RNA. It is a transcript of the gene PHETA2, whose product is annotated as PH domain containing endocytic trafficking adaptor 2. The record is from RefSeq and is a predicted model, not a curated record. Gene Ontology annotation, biological process: endosome organization; retrograde transport, endosome to Golgi; receptor recycling. Gene Ontology annotation, cellular component: early endosome; recycling endosome; trans-Golgi network. The transcript has 3 exons. Lineage: Eukaryota; Metazoa; Chordata; Aves; Passeriformes; Passerellidae. Bases 157 to 957 code for a protein of 266 amino acids.
CCCGGCCGCGGCAGGGCCGGGGCCCCGCACCGCCGAGCAGCAGCGGCCGGAGAUGGUGCUCAUCACGCCAAAGCCUCCGACACCCUUGGCUAGGGAGCAGCCUGGCCAAGGAAGGCAGCGAGGGUUUGCAGUCUGACCUGCACAGCUGGUGGGGCGAUGAAGCUGAAUGAGCGGAGCGUGGCCCACUACGCCACCUGCGACUCGCCGGCCGACCACACCGGCUUUCUGCGCAAGCGGGUGGAGCGGCACCACCACCAUGGCACCUCCUACCAGCGCCGCUGGUUCGUCCUCAAGGGCAACCUCCUCUUCUACUUCGAGGAGCGGGAGAGCCGGGAGCCCAUGGGGCUGGUGGUCCUGGAGGGCUGCACCGUGGAGCUGUGCGAGGCCGCUGAGGAGUUCGCAUUUGCCAUCCGCUUUGAUGACGCUGGUGCCAGGGCCUAUGUGCUGGUGGCUGACGGGCAGGCUGCCAUGGAGGCCUGGGUGAAGGCACUCUCACGGGCCAGCUUCGACUACAUGCGGCUGGUGGUGAGGGAGCUGGAGAAGCAGCUGGAGGAGGCCUGCAAGAGCUUGGCUGCUUGCCGUAAGUCUCCAAGGAGGUCCUCCUCCUCUGGCAGGAAGAGGCAUCUCUCCAACCCUGCCUUGCAGCCUCUCCAGGAGAAGCCCACCACCCUGGAGAAUGGCUACUCCACAUGGAGUAGUGGUGGUUGUGUCACUGGUGGAGCCACCUCCCCUGACCACGAUGGGGGGCAAACGAAGCCCCCGCCCCUGCCUCCACGCCGGCGCUCGGCCGCCAGCAGUGCCACAGGAUCCCCAUCACCUGGCCUCUCACCAGCCAUGCUGGAGAGCCCAGUGCCACCAGAAACCAUCUGCUUCUCCAAGCUGCACAACUGGUAUGGGCAGGAGAUCGCAGUGCUGAGACGGGAGUGGCAGGAGAGGCAGAAGAGGGGACACCCGUGACUGGGGGCACAGUACACAAGUCAUUGGCCAGCUGAUGCCUGGAAGCCUGUCCUGCAUGCAGGAAGAGUAAAGUGAGGGACACUGCUUGCCCCCUGCCCUCCUGAAUGGCUGAGUGUGAUGUGUGUAUGCUUCACUUGGGAGGGACUCAAAUCUCUAAACCUCACAUUUAAUUUCCACGAGGCUUUAUACAGCCAGAGAGUGUGUAACACCAGGGGAGCCACCUUUACUUAAACUCUCUCUGCUGGAAAUAGGAGCUGCCCAAAUCAGCAAUGAACCUCAGCCAACAGGCUUGGCCACUUGCUGUCCUGACACGGCGGAUGCUCUGGGUAUUUCACCCCUACCUCUCCUUCACCACUUUUUUUUUGUUGUUGUUGUUUUGUUUCUCAGUGUGGAAGUUUGCUUUUAGUCAGUACUUAUUACUGUCUGUGGUCUUGUGCCAAAGUCCUUCUGCCUUUGUUCUUUUGCUGCAGAUAAGGCUGGGCUCUCGUGAAGUGCCUCUGACAGGCCACUGGCCCUGGCGCGUGCCUCCAGCCUUGUGCCUCUCUCACUACAGGACGUGUGAGCCUCUGCAGCUGUUGCUGGCACAGCAGCUGGGGCUUUUGCAUAGUUUUUUUGCUUUCAUCUGCACUAACCCUUCUUUCAGCUAAAUCCUUCAGGAUGUGGAUAUCAUGGUCUUGCAACAGUCUCUUUAUGUGCUCAUACUCAGCAGCAAGCCUGAAAUGGAGACACAGAGCUUGGCCUGAAGCCUCAGAAGCACACCAGGAGCACCCCAGGGCUCAUCUGGACUCUGUCAAGCGGUAACCAAGCCUGCUAAUAUCUCUGGCUCAAGGUUUCCCUGUUCCUAUACAGGGAUGCUCAAGCCUCUUUGCCUGGGCAGGAGUAAAUGUCUCAGCCUUUGUUUAGACCACAGCCCCUGCAAAGUGCCAUGGAGGGCUCAGUCAGCUCAUGGGGCUGCUUGCCCAGGAGAGUGUCCAGAGCCACGCUCCUGCAGGGCCUCUCUCAGUGCUGUGGCUCUGCCCAGCUCCCGGCAGCGCUGCGCAGUUGGAGGAGAGGCUUUGAAGGGUGGGGAGGGAGAGAGGCCUGGUUCAGGAGGAGAAGUGAAGGUGUGGGAGUGAGUUAUGGCUGUUGGCAGUGUCCAGGCUUGCCUCUCCAGUGUCAGAGCCAUGUUGUUGCCUUCUACCAAGCCUGCACCCGGCCUGCUGGCGCUUCCCUCUGACUCCAUGUCAGCAUUGCUUGGCUGAUCUCUGCAGCACAUCCUGUCCUCCCAGCGGGCUGGGAGGGCUGCAGGGAGGGCAUGCCUGUCACCUCACUGUGGAAACACACUUGUCCAUCAGUAGGUCACAAACCUUGGCCACAAGGCACACGGUACAAGUAGGUGGGUGCCAAGCCCAGGGACUAGAGCACCCUUGGGACGGGGUUUAAAAAUCUCCCUUAUCUAGUUGCAUGCUUCCCAUCUGAAAACAUUUAAGCUGUUUUUAUUGUCCUUUUUUUAUUAAAGAGCUUUGCUAGGAAAGCAAAAGCACAUUUCAGAUCAUGACUGGCUGGAACCUUUCUGGCCUUAAAUACACUCAGCUUCCUACUUUGCAAUGGCCUGUAGAGAUAGCCAACACAGAAAUGAAAUUAAUUCUGUUAACUCUUGGUGCCUUUUAAAAUAUGUCUCUGGUAGUUUUGGAUUAUGAGCUUCCAGCCUCCUGCCUAAUUAUAGCUCAAUGGUAUAUUAGAGGAAAUCAGAUCUUAAAUUAGAUCUUACAAAUGACUUUGGGCAGUGAGAAUGUAACCUUCACUUGGGAGUAACACAAUCCAGUUCAUGGUUGUAUUACUUCACAGCAAGGAUCUUCAAAUUCGGGAGGAUUCUUUUUCUUCGGCUUUUGUGAAAAUAUUUCAGAAAAAUUUGGAGCAGGUGGCCAUGGGGCAAGGCCCUGGCUUCCUCAGCAGCUUAGCUGGUUGGACAUAGGGGCCAUUUCUGCCUCCCUAUUGUGCUGCUUGAAAAGUUCGGUACUGCAGCAUUCCUGGCUGCAAAUGUGUCCCUUUUCCCAUGCCAGGACAGCAGCAUCAGGGGAUUGCACUACCUGUGCCUCCUUGCUCUGAGCAUGGGUACUUUGGGACCAAGGUCAAAUUUGUUAAGCCUUUUCCUGUGGUUAUAUUUUUUUAAUGUAAUACAGAGAUAAUAUUCCUGAUGUCUCAGAUUAACAUAAGGCAGAUUGACAGUAAAGACCCAACUUCCAAAACAAAUCAAAAUGUGGUGGCAGUUCCUACGUGAGACCCAAGAAUUGGGAGUGACUUGAAAGGGAAGAUAAAUUAACAAAGCCAGUUCUGUCAGAACUGAAUCUGAGACAGUAUUAUUCAUUUAAGGGCAGUUUCACUUUUAAGAAGCUUAGUGUGUUUUAAUAAGCCAUGAUUGUGCUCGUAACACUACUAAAGAGCUUAUAUUUAAUGCUUUAAUCUGUCCCAUUCAAACAGCGCAAUUUCCACACUACCUACCUUUGCAUUAGCCCAUAUCCCAGCUAAAUCCCAAAUCCUGCAAAUGAGGCAUUGCACUCUGCUUCCCAUCUCAGUGCAUUUGGAAUCAUUCUGUGUUUUAUUCUGCAGUGCUGACAAGAAAAUGGCUGAAUCCCGAUCCACGUUUAUACUCAGCCCAGCCAUCCAUGCCUGGGCCUCUGGAUGGGCUUGAUCAGGGUUUCCUCACCCUCCCACUGUUGUAGCAGCCAUGUUGGAGCCUUGCCCAAAUUUAUGUAGGAGUACAGGUUUU